AUGCUCCUUUUUAAGACAACAUUCGCUUCAUCUCAGUACUCAAUAACUGAUUGUUUCAUUUCAAAACAAAAGCAUAUAUAUUAUAUUAUAAUACUUAGUUCUACUACUACUACAACAACAAUGUCUGAAAGUAACACCAACACCAAUGAAGUUACUGCAACACCAGUAGCUGCUGCUGCUACACCAGUAGUUGCUGCAGGAGGAGACGCUGCACCAAAGAGAGAAAAGAGAGAAAAGAAGGAAAAGAAGGAAAAGAAAGAGGUAGUAGCCAAGCCAAUCAGUGGUAAGGAGGCCAAGGACAAGCUCAACGGUGCUGGUGUCGCCAAGGAGGAAGAUUUCUCUGAAUGGUACACCAACGUCAUUACCAGAGCCGAGAUGGUCGACUAUUAUGACGUCUCUGGAUGUUAUAUCCUCCGUCCAUGGUCAUACUCGAUCUGGGAACAAAUCCAAGGAUUCUUUGACGGCGAGAUCAAGAAACUCGGUGUCCAAAACGCCUAUUUCCCAUUGUUUGUCUCUGAAAAGGCCCUCGCCACCGAAGAGGACCACAUUGAGGGUUUUGCACCUGAAGUCGCUUGGGUCACCAAGAGUGGUCAAAGCGAGUUGAGUGAGCCAAUCGCCAUCCGUCCAACCUCUGAAACCAUCAUGUACCCAGCCUACGCCAACUGGAUCCGUUCGCAUCGUGAUCUUCCACUCAAGCUCAACCAAUGGGUCAACGUUGUGCGUUGGGAGUUCAAGCGUCCAGUACCAUUCCUCAGAUCACGUGAGUUCCUCUGGCAAGAGGGUCACACUGUCUAUGCCACCAAAGAGGAGGCUGACAAGGAGGUGUUCAACAUCCUCCGUCUCUACAAGCGUGUCUACGAAGAUCUCUUGGCCGUUCCAGUCGUCGAGGGUAUCAAGUCGGAAAAGGAAAAGUUUGCCGGUGGUCUCUACACUUCGACCAUCGAAGGUUUCAUUCCAUCCAACGGACGUGCCAUUCAAGCCGCCACAUCUCACGCUCUCGGUCAAAACUUCUCCAAGAUGUUCAACAUUGAGUUUGAAAACACCGAUGGCAAGAAGGCACUCGCAUGGCAAAACUCGUGGGGUUUGACCACCCGUUCGAUCGGUGUCAUGGUCAUGGUACACGGCGACGACAACGGUCUCGUCCUCCCACCACGUAUCGCCCCCAUCCAAGUCGUCAUCCUCCCAUUCUACUUCAAGGACACUAGUUCUGAAGAGAUUGACAACAAGGCUGCCGAGGUACUCGCUCUCCUCCAAGCUGCCGGUAUCCGUGCUCAAGUCGACAACCGUACCGGUUACAGUCCACGUGACAAGCACGUCCACUGGGAACUCAAGGGUGUCCCCAUCCGUAUUGAAAUCGGUCCAAAGGAUCUCGUCAACAAGGUCGUCGUCUUUUGUCGUCGUGAUGUCCCAGGCAAGGAAGGCAAGUUCUCUGUGCCAGAAGAAGGUCUCGCUCUCAAGACCAAGGCUGUCCUCGACGAAAUCCAAGCCAACCUCUUGGCUCGUGCCACCAAGACCCGUAACGACAAUGUCUCUGUCAUUACCAAAUGGGAGGAAUUCAUUCCAGAACUCGACAAGAAACAUAUCGUCCUUGCCCCAUGGUGUGAAGCUCCAGCCUGUGAAGAAAACAUCAAAAAGGUCUCCAACGAAGAGUCUCUCAAGAACGCCAAGAACAAGGCCGAGUCUGAAAAGGGCUUCUGUCUUACUGGUGCCGCCAAGUCUCUCUGUAUUCCAUUGAAUGUCGAAGAUGUCGACAAAAAGGUCCCAGCCCUCACUGGAGAAACUCAAUGUUUUGGUUGUGGUUGUGAAUCCAAAGCCACCAAAUGGACUCUCUUUGGUAGAAGUUAUUAA
Messenger RNA from Cavenderia fasciculata, 1848 nucleotides. It is a transcript of the gene proS, whose product is annotated as prolyl-tRNA synthetase. The transcript is spliced from 2 exons. Lineage: Eukaryota; Evosea; Eumycetozoa; Acytosteliales; Cavenderiaceae. The record is from RefSeq and is a predicted model, not a curated record. Gene Ontology annotation, molecular function: ATP binding; proline-tRNA ligase activity. Gene Ontology annotation, biological process: prolyl-tRNA aminoacylation. The coding region runs from base 1 to 1848 and encodes 615 amino acids. Gene Ontology annotation, cellular component: aminoacyl-tRNA synthetase multienzyme complex; cytoplasm.